This is a messenger RNA of Meira miltonrushii, 303 nucleotides long. Its product is annotated as winged helix DNA-binding domain-containing protein. Lineage: Eukaryota; Fungi; Basidiomycota; Exobasidiomycetes; Exobasidiales; Brachybasidiaceae. The annotation marks the transcript as partial. The transcript has a single exon. The record is from RefSeq and is a predicted model, not a curated record. Gene Ontology annotation, molecular function: sequence-specific DNA binding; DNA-binding transcription factor activity. Gene Ontology annotation, biological process: regulation of DNA-templated transcription.
UCGUUUGUAAGUAAGUUGUACUCUAUGUUAGAGGAUGACACAAUCGAAGAGAUGAUUGCUUGGGGUCCAAGUGGAACAACAUUCAGUGUUGCAAAUCCGGCCGAGUUCGCAAAGGUGGUGCUUCCCAAUUGGUUCAAACAUUCUAAUUGGCAAUCAUUUGUUCGCCAAUUGAACAUGUAUGGCUUCCACAAAGUGAAUCACACUUAUCAAGGUACGCCUGAAGAGGAGAUUCAAGUUUGGGAAUUCAAGCACCCCAACUUCAGAAGGGGAGAGGUUCACCUUUUGAGCGAGAUUAAACGCAAA